CCACCAACUGAUGAACCACCAACUGAAGGACUGCCAACUGAUAAACCACCAGCUGAAGGACCACCAACUAAAGGACCACCAACUGAUGAACCACAAUUUGAUGAAUUGCCAAAUGACGAACCACCAACUGAAGGGCCACCAACUGAUGAACCACCCAUUGAAGGUCCACCAACUAACGAAAUACCAACUGAAGGACCACUAACUGAUGAACCACCAACUGAUGAACUACCAAUUGAAGGUCCACCAACUGACGAAAUACCAACUGAAGGACCACUAACUGAUGAGCCACCAAUCGAAGGGCCACCAACUGACGAAAUACCAACUGAAGGACCACUAACUGACGAACCACCAAUUGAAGGGCCACCAACUGAUGAACCACCCAUUGAAGGUCCACCAACUGACGAAAUACCAACUGAAGGACCACUAACUGAUGAACCACCAACUGAUGAACCACCAACUGAAGGACUGCCAACUGAUAAACCACCAGCUGAAGGACCACCAACUAAAGGACCACCAACUGAUGAACCACAAUUUGAUGAAUUGCCAAAUGACGAACCACCAACUGAAGGGCCACCAACUGAUGAACCACCCAUUGAAGGUCCACCAACUAACGAAAUACCAACUGAAGGACCACUAACUGAUGAACCACCAACUGAUGAACUACCAAUUGAAGGUCCACCAACUGACGAAAUACCAACUGAAGGACCACUAACUGAUAAACCACCAGCUGAAGGACCACCAACUAAAGGACCACCAACUGAUGAACCACAAUUUGAUGAAUUGCCAACUGAAGGACCACUAACUGAUGAGCCACCAUCUGAUGAACCACCAACUGAUGAUAAACCACCAUCAAAUCAAUCAACAACAACUAUUGCAUCUCCUAUCGAUUCCACAACUACGUCGGCGUCCACUGUGGUUUCCGCUUUUGGAAUGUUUAUUUCUGCAAUUAUUGCAUUUCAGUGUUUGUCAUAG
Molecule: messenger RNA, 972 nt
Organism: Mesocestoides corti
Lineage: Eukaryota; Metazoa; Platyhelminthes; Cestoda; Cyclophyllidea; Mesocestoididae
Source: the annotation of a GenBank genome assembly